Anguilla anguilla (European eel) is the source of this 5917-nucleotide messenger RNA. It is a transcript of the gene jph2, whose product is annotated as junctophilin 2. The transcript is spliced from 7 exons. Gene Ontology annotation, cellular component: endoplasmic reticulum membrane; junctional membrane complex; plasma membrane. The record is from RefSeq and is a predicted model, not a curated record. Bases 852 to 3083 code for a protein of 743 amino acids. Lineage: Eukaryota; Metazoa; Chordata; Actinopteri; Anguilliformes; Anguillidae.
CGCAAAGGUCCAGGAAGGCUGAACCUUGCCGGAAAAACGUACCUAACGUGCGUAGUUCAGUUCCUAAAACCUUUCUACCUCAGGGUAAUUUACACCGGUAAACUUGCCUACUUAGCGACAGCAAAUUCGUUUGAUCUCGAAAUGGACAAAUCCUCGCCCAGCCCCCUCGGUUACACGCACUUUGGCACCGCUUUUAAAAGUGCCAUGUUGCAGGGUAAGGAUUGGACUGUAUUUUUGGAACCGUGUGCGGAUCUGAUAGCCUUGUUGGGUCCGUUAUUACAUUUCCACAGUCCCUCGCAGCGAGCGAGGAGAGCGACAGUGUGGGGGUUCAGGGAGAGGGGACAGGGGCUAGUCACAGCCUCCUCUGAAGCCAUGAAAAAGCCCCGGCAGGUCGACUGACAAUUACUUUGGAAAAUCAUGUAUCCAAGUAACAAACUGGCAAUAUUUACUGAAACAGAAGAAGGACACGACACGAUUUUAAAGAGGCACGAUCACAAUCAACCCGAAAUAGCAAGUCGCAUUGCAAUAAGUUCAUGCCAACUUUGAAACUGCACUGAUUAACAAAACGGGAAAAAAACCUGGGAUAUUUUCAGGACGCAAGGAAUAAACGAAGAAGCGCUCAUUCUUUGGAAACAAUGUAUUUGUGAGAAAUAUAUGUUAUGACAAUACAGAAGGCUAUAUGAAUACAACAAAAGUAAGUAAGGGGUCCUUGCAAUUCCUAGGGCAAGAAAAUCAAACGACUCGCUCAUAAAAAGUGCUCAUGAAAUUUGACAACAGCUUCUUGCAGUUCAGAACUUGGACUCAUUUGCAUACAACUUUAACGCUCAUAGGUGGUUUACAAAAAAGCAAACAUGAGCGGCGGUCGCUUUGAAUUCGAUGAUGGUGGAGCCUAUUGCGGCGGGUGGGAAGGAGGCAAGGCGCACGGACAUGGAAUCUGCACAGGACCCAAAGGGCAAGGAGAGUUCUCCGGUUCCUGGAAUUACGGCUUCGAGGUUGUUGGAGUCUACACUUGGCCCAGUGGAAACACGUACGAGGGUUACUGGUCCCAGGGGAAGCGCCACGGUCUUGGCCUCGAGACGAAGGGACAGUGGCUCUACAAGGGAGAAUGGACGCACGGGUUUAAAGGCAGAUACGGCACGCGCCUGAGCCAGGCGAGCGGCGCUAAGUACGAGGGGACGUGGAAUAACGGUCUGCAGGACGGUUACGGAACGGAGACGUACGCAGAUGGCGGCACCUACCAGGGCCAGUUCACCAGCGGCAUGCGGCACGGGUACGGCAUCCGGCAGAGCGUGCCGUACGGCAUGGCGGCGGUGGUGCGCUCCCCGCUGCGCACCUCCCUCACCUCCCUGCGCAGCGAGCACGGCAACGGCACCGUGCCCACCAUCACCGCCACCGACGCCGCCGGCCAGGACGCGCCCGUCAACGCGCCGCGCGCCCCGCCCGGCCCCGCGCGCGGCGGCUUCGCCCUCAGCCUGUACGCCGACCCGGAGCUGGCGCAGCCCAAGAAGAAGGGCCUGUUCAGCCGGGCGUCCAUCCUGGGCAAGCUGACCAAGUCGGAGUCGCGCCUCUCGCUGGCCAGCGUGCGGAGCAAGAUCAGCUUCCUGCGCAGCGACUCGGCGCUCAGCUCCGCCGCCAGCGACGCCAACUCCACCGCCAGCCUGGGCGACGAGAGCGAGGCGGCCGCCGAGGACUUCCCCCCCGUGGAGGCCGACAUCGACGCCACCACCACCGAGGCGUACUCCGGCGAGUGGAAGAACGACAAGCGCUCGGGCUACGGCGUGAGCGAGCGCUCCAGCGGCCUCAAGUACGAGGGCGAGUGGCUGGACAACCAGCGCCACGGCUACGGGCGCACCACCUUCGCCGAGGGCGGCGCGGAGGAGGGCAAGUACCUGAACAACACGCUGGUGAAGGCCAUGAAGAAGCGGGUGAUCCAGAUCAAGGGCACCAAGAUCCGGCAGAAGGUGCAGCGCAGCGUGGAGGGCGCCCAGCGGGCGGCCGCCAUCGCCAAGCAGAAGGCCGAGAUCGCCGCGUCCAGAACAAGCCAUGCUAAGUCGAAGGCAGAGGCAGCCGACCAGGCCGCCCAAGCCUCCAGUAACGAGUCCAGCAUCGCCAGGGUGGUCGCUAGGGAGCUGUCCCCCUCCUUCUACCAACCAGGUCCUGAGUACCUGAAGAAGCGGGUGAUGCAGGAGAUCUCCGAGGGCAACGAGAACUCGGAGAGCAUCAUGCCGGAGCCCCUGCUGGCUGAGGAGAAGCCGCCCACCCCCCCCGAGAGCCCCCAAAUACACGAGAUGGACAACCUGAGGCCCGGCUCCACCCCCGCCCGCACCCCGUCACCCGCCCCGCCCGCCGCGAAGGAGGACCCCAAUCUCCUGAGUCCGGGCAGCUGGAACGGGGACAAAGGGGCGAGCCGCGGGAGCAGCCGGUCAGGGAGCAGGCCGAGCAGCCGCCCCGCCACGCCAACGUCCGCCACCGUGCCCCCGGCCCCCGCCGCCCCCGCCACUGGCUCCGCCCCCGCCAGCCGCAGCCACUCCCGCAGCUCCAGCCGGCAGAGCAACAAGGCGGAGCCCGUCCCGGACGUGGAGGUCAAGCCCCCGCCGAAGACGCCCGAGCCGGAGCCCGGUCCAGCCGCCGCCCCCGAGGAGGAAGACCAGCGGCGCCCCCCGGCUCCCAAAGCGCCUUCCAAACCGGUCACGCCCGAACCCCCCAAGCCGCGGCCCGAGUCGGCCCACGAGAGGCCGCCGUCCGCCGCCGAGGCGCGGCUCGCCAGGUCCGCCAAGGCGGGCAAGACGGAGGCCAAGGCGGCGCAGAGACGCGAGCCCACUCCGCAGCCCAAACACGCCCCGACGCCCGAGCCCAAGCCCGCCCCGACGCCCGAGCCCAAGACUGUCGCCAAACCCGCCCCCAAACCCUUCACAAGAGCCGAGUCCUUGAAACUGGAGGCCAGGGUGAAAGCCGUACUCAAAUCACCCAGCGAGGUCAAGGACUUUGAGCUGCCCGACCAGGGGCCAAACUCAAUCAUGAUCUGUAUGGUGAUAUUACUGAACAUUGGAAUGGCCAUUCUUUUUGUCCACAUCUUGUCAUGAGAUACUGUUACCCAGGAAGUCCCGGUUCGGCGGCGCUCCAUCAGCGAGGACUCCAGACGUCACCUGGGAGCGAGUCAUCUACCGACGCCGACGGCCGCACCGCGAGCUUCGGACGCGCGGAGCGGCUGCGAGGGAGGGAGGAACGCUCUUUUCUGCCGCUCGUCCAGACGCCUCGCGCUUCAACCGCACAAGCAAACGAAAAGGGGAAGUAAACGAGAGGGGAGGGAACCAUAGAGAUGCAGAAACGUGGUCUGAGUGCAUGUUGGGAAGACUUGGUGGUUAUUCAACCGCGCGGAAGUGGGCCCCUGCAUAAGCCUGUCCACCAUUCAAACAUGCUGUCGUUUAUUUCAGUGAAACCAAGGUUCAGCCAGAAAUAGCUCCUCUAAUUCAGAAUAUGGCAGCCUUCCGUUUACAGCAUGACUGUGACCCUCACAGAAUAUUCAGGUAAAGUUUGGGGAAGGUGACAGGCAUAAAAAUAACUUUACAAAAAAUGGUAAAUUUAAAAAUACUAAAACUGCCAGUAAGCAAGUAACUUUCAGGCUUGCCCAUCACAUUAGUAGGCCUAUUGAUAUGAAAUUGAUAUGCUUCAUUCGCCAGAAUGAAAAAAAGUUUGUUUUUUUUUUUACUUUUUUGCAAACCAUUAAAAGAUGCUGAGGUUGUGAGACAUAUAGUAUAGUUCAUGAGGCAAACUGUUUAUGUUUAAGAGAAAGGCUUUAACUGUUUUCUGGGUAAAGGUUUGGUAUUGUGCACUUCAAUAUCAAAACAUCUGAAGGAUCUCUUUGACCUGAAAGUCAGGGAAAGACACCAAGCAACAGAAAUGAUACCUUAUAGAAGCGCUACUCCAGGUACUGCAGGUUGCAGGGUCCGCAGGUAUUUGCUACUACCAUGCAUUACACCACCUGAUUUCACUAAUUAUUUUACCUUCUCGCUCCAGGAAGUAAGCUCAUUUUAAAUCAGAUGGUGUAGUGCAUGGAAGCAAACACCAGCCGACACUGCGGCCAGCAGGACCUGGAGUCGAGCUGCCCUGCUUUAAAGGUAAUUAUUAUGCUAUGAAACAGCAGGCUAAAUUAAGCUAAAGCUAGUGGCAUCACACAAAGUAAUUUAUUUUGUGCUUGAAGAUCAUCGUACGUAGCCUUCUGCUGGUGAUUUCUUAGGGAAGGGGUCUAGUCAAAAUGUAGGAAAUAACCUCUUCAGAUCCUCUUUUUCAGAUCAGAAGAAAAUCAGUCUGUUUCUUACCAGUAGCCAUUCAUGUUUCUUAAUCUUGAAGACAAUUAUUUGUUUAGUUGUAACUUUUGAUAGAUAUCACAAAUUAUCAGAGAAGCUAUGUGCUAGCACUGUAUGAUUAAGAAAUGUAUUCUAUUGGAUUUUAUUGCAUUUCAGUAGGUGGCAAAGAUCAGAGUAACGGCUUCUGGAACAAAACAUUGUUUCCUAAGGCUUCAUAUUGCAGACAGGUGAUUUGAAUAUGCACAUGAAGCAAUCAUAGAUUGUUGACGAGAACGCCAGCUACAUACUGCACCAGGACAAAUUUGUAUUUAUUUGUCUGUAUGCUUUCUGCACAAAACAAUGUUGUGCCAUGUUAUGUAAUGAAGGGAUAGGAAAGGGAGUCUUUUGCACAUGAUAACAGCAUUAUUUCACCAUCUUUACAGGAUUUUGAAGGGUUUUUUUUUAAACUAGGAGUUAUUUAAAUAAAUGUGUUUUGUACUGUUACUAUGGAAAGGUUUCACUUGUCACGUUAGGAUUUAUUUGCUACCGGUUGCAUUGUGUCAGCUCAGUGGUUUCUCCUUCUGAGACGCCGGAGCUGUGUUUUAACUAUGUGGCCACAGGAAAGAAAAUGUCAAUCUUGUCCAAUGAAAAGUGGUCAAGCGUCAGGCCAGAUCCGGGUUUCUUCUGAGAGCUUUUAUAUGCAUGUGUGCACUUUUGUAGAGUGUGAUUUUGUAAAUUUUUAAAGUACCUUUUCAUGUACAAAAAAAUAUUUGCAUUUUUCGUGAAUGUAUUAAUAUUCGAUACAGCUUGCUUCGCAUUUCCCUUUUUUGAAUCUGUAAGAUUUACCUCAGGCAUUCAAGAUAAUAAUAUAUAUUCUAUAAACGGAACUCCAGGUCUUACAACGGAAUGUUGAACGCACUCUAAAAAAAAAAUGCAUCCUCCCUGCAUUCUUAUUUAUGCCAACAGAGUAUUUAAGUUAUAUCAAAAUUUAUAUCACCAGCAGUAAGGAUUACAAGACAGCCAAAAUUAUUUGAUGCUGAUACAAUUGCAAGAAUGUACAGACGGACAUCUCCCUUGCACACUGGAAUCUCUCCUGACCAGCAUCAAUACAAGACAGUUAUAUUUUUCAUAACAUAAGGGGGAAAACACUUUACUACCCUUUAUUUAUAUAUUUUAAAAAUUUGAAUAUCUACUGCUGCCAUCAUGUUACCACAAAGUAUUUUAUAAAAUAAUGUUGCUAUGCUAGACGUUUACGUACAGUAAACAGGAUCAUAUUCAAUUAUGCAGCAUUUUCAGCGUCCUGUGUUUUUGCUUGAGUUUUAAUAAAAUAUGGCAUAGAUUACAGUAUUGAUUGUGCAAAAUUUGCAUCUGGGCAGGAUAUUCUAUGGAGACACCCCCCAUUUUUAACAUAUUCAGAAUUAUGUGGCUUCACUAGAUAAGUGAAAGAACUUCAUAGAAAUAUGUGCAAUACAGCAGUGUCUGUUACCUUUCAAAAAAAGUGUUUCUUCUUAAUCAUAUCACAGAAGUUUCAUCUAUUUGUUUUAAUGAAUUUUAUUAAAUGUCCUAAACUCACGGUAUUUCUGGUCCUAUCCCAAAGUACGAAGACUGAAAUAAAAUCCUUUUUCAACUCA